Messenger RNA from Saccostrea cuccullata (small rock oyster), 1014 nucleotides. Its product is annotated as periostin-like. The transcript is spliced from 6 exons. The coding region runs from base 68 to 982 and encodes 304 amino acids. The record is from RefSeq and is a predicted model, not a curated record. Gene Ontology annotation, cellular component: extracellular matrix. Gene Ontology annotation, molecular function: cell adhesion molecule binding. Gene Ontology annotation, biological process: cell adhesion; extracellular matrix organization. Lineage: Eukaryota; Metazoa; Mollusca; Bivalvia; Ostreida; Ostreidae.
UUAUCAGAAUCGUGCGUGAUAAGGCAGGACUUCAGAUAGGACGUUUACACUACCACAAUUCCCGGCCAUGAAGCUGUUCAUCUUGUUAUCCGUGUGUCUGGCUGUUUCCUCAGCCUACCCCAACCUGGUGGACCUCGCCAGUGCUAACAAUGCUACAAAACUCGUGUCCCUCCUCACUAGCGCUGGAUUAGCGGACAUUCUUAAAGACCCCAGCCAAGGUCCGUUCACUCUGCUAGCGCCUUCUGAUGCCGCCUUUGCCAGAGUUCCAGCCGCUGAUUUUCAGGCAUUGAAGGCAGACAAUGCGCAACUACAGGAAGUACUGAAAUACCACGUGAUGAAAGGGGAGAUUUUCGAGUGGGAUCUUGUGAACCACGAAGUCAUUCCAAGUUUGAAUGGACACUCAAUUCGUGUUUAUGUCGCAUCAAGUUCAAAUGCCCAGAGAACUUAUUUCAACCAAGCAAAAGUUAUAGUGUCAGAGUUACAAGCAUCCAAUGGCGUGCUUUACCUGAUUGACGAAGUUCUUAACAUGCCGGAGGGGACCAUUGACGAUAUCAUCCUGAACCCCGACUACAACAUUGACCAAUUCAUGGACUUCAUCAAGGAAGCCAGACUAACCACUGUAUUCAACAGGACUGUUGGUAAUAGGUACACAAUGUUUGUUCCCAGUAAUCAAGCCCUGGCUUCUCUGGACCCAGGAUUCCUGGCUCAGAUUAAGAGCAGUUACUCAAACGCUCGCCGCUUAGUUGACUACCACGUUCAUCCUGGAACUCUGCACGCCAAGAGUAUUCACGGCCCCGGGCGUCUAUCCACAAUGUACAGGGGACAUUAUAUUAAUCUCUCACAAGACGCCAACAACAAUACGCUUUUGAACAACGUAGCCACAGUUUUGCAGGCUGAUAUCGAAGCCGAGGAUGGAGUGGUCCACAUUAUUUCUCACGUGCUUAUUCCCUCUACACUCUCUCCUGGCGGGCUUGUCGGAUAAAUGCUUUAUUUAAUAAAUAUUUUACAACAUAA